AUGCCGAGUCCAAAGUCCAAUGAGUCCAAGAAAGGGAGUCCGGGAAAAAAGAGUCCACCAAAAUCAAAAAAGAGUCCCAAGGGAGAUACAGAGAAAAAGGGCCAUGAUCCGGAAUUUCCCAUUGAGGAAGAGGAGCUGGUGGUCCCUGUUCCCCAGGGCAUUAUGCACAAGCGGAUGCGUUUUCUUUUGGAAACAAAACUAAAAACCGACGUCGAUUUUAUCGUUGGUCCGGAGCAUGCGCAGUCUACCAUCAGUGGCCAUAAGUGUAUGCUGGCUGCGGAGAGUCCAAUCUUUGAGAAACUUUUCACCGAGUGUGAAGAAUGGAAAUUGAAUAAGAUCAAAGAACGUGAAGAUGAGGCUCGCAGAAUAAGAGAGGAAGAGCGUGAAAUAGAAUUGGCCAUACAAAAUGCGGCAACUCCCAAGAGCAAAAAGAGCCCAGAUAAGAAGGAACCAAAGGGCAGUCCGAGGAAGGCAAGCCCUGGAUCCAAGAGCCCUGACAAGAAAGGGUCGGGGAAGAAGAGCCCAAAGGACAUGGAAUCUAAAGGUAGCCCUAAAAAGAACCCCAAGUCUAAAAGUGGUGGUGCCAAGGGCUCCAGCCCGAAGCAAGGUAGUCCUGCGAAAGGUGGAAAAAAAAGUCCUACUCGUCAAGGCAGCCCGAAUUCCCAGCAGCCGAAAACGCUGGAUUUCUACAAGGAUGUGGUGAUUGAGGCCGAUACCAUUCGAGUGCAAGAUGUGCACCCACUGGGAUUUUAUCGUCUCUUGCGGUGA
This is a messenger RNA of Dicrocoelium dendriticum, 768 nucleotides long. Lineage: Eukaryota; Metazoa; Platyhelminthes; Trematoda; Plagiorchiida; Dicrocoeliidae. The record is from the annotation of a GenBank genome assembly.